AUGACGAAGAUUGGAAGGAAUGGUUCCUUGGGGUCUGUGACCGUUUCUACAUUACAAGAAAAUGUUGGUUCAUGGGCUAAAAUAAGGGAUAAGAACCACCAAGAACUUCACCAGAGCUAUAAGCCCAGGGUCAACUUGAUGUACGUGAAUUUCAGCAGGACUCUCCCAUCCCUAUUCGGCCAAUCAUUCUUGAACUAUGAUGCUCAUGACUAUUCUAGUUUCGCACGACGUGCUCAGGGCAGCGAGUCAGAAUGUCAAUCUACAAGCAUUCGAUACCUUCCAUUCACCUUUGAAACUUUCAGAUAUAUUUCACUCAAGUUUCUGAUUCAUAGCGGUAUUUCCCGCGUUAUCAGCCGUGCAGACGUGGCAGCAUUUUGUGCUGGAGAGGUGAACAUGGGCGAGCUGGGAGACUCCACUAUAGUAUAUCACUGCAGAACUUCAAAUGCAUGGCCUGGUGAUUUGGCCCUCACCGUGUCACACAUUUUAAAGACAGGGUCCACCAAUGCGAUAUUCUUCGGCACCGAUGCUGAGAUCGAAGAAGAAAUAAUCGACAGACUCUACUUUUCCUCUCAAGCUUUACAGCACCCGUUCCUCCUUCAAGGAAUAUUCACUGAACUGGAGAGAAAAAGACAGCUAAAGCGGCUCGUCGAGGAUACUCAAGAUGAGCUAGAAAGAGCCAUCUCGAACUUGAGCUCCGAGAGCGUCACCCAAAGUACGAAAGCUUCUACGCAACCCACCAUUGACCUUUGGCUAGAGACUACAGAGCUACGAAACGGCCUGAUGAAUUGGAAGACACAGUUGAAAGAGAUGCUGCUUCAUAUCGAAGAGAUGGCCGAGACAUACCCAGUACCGAGAGUUGCGGGUCGUCCUUCAGCAUUUGACAUUGUUGAUGCUGAGGCAGAUAUGAUGCGGAAGCAGGCAAAAUUAAAUUCUACGAUCAAAAGUCGGCUGAGAUCCAUAAUACAUGAGUAUGAAGAGACUAUCAGAGAUUGUACAAUGAGACUAGAUGGGAUGUCGAUGGCGACUCAGCUCUCUCAUGCGAAAACCAACAUGCAAAUUGCACUUGAGACCAAACGGGACGGAAAGCGUAUACAAAACAUUUCAAUUUUCUCUAUGAUAUUCUUACCCAGCAUGUUCGUUGCACGUUCUGAUACUUGGUGGAUACUACCUAAUGUCCACACGUCUGAUGUGCCUUCGUAUCGCACACCAGAAGUCACGGAAGUGGUUGUCGAUGGUUUAGUAUGA
This is a messenger RNA of Colletotrichum godetiae, 1245 nucleotides long. RefSeq lists its product as uncharacterized. The coding region runs from base 1 to 1245 and encodes 414 amino acids. The transcript is spliced from 4 exons. NCBI's taxonomy places the organism in Eukaryota, Fungi, Ascomycota, Sordariomycetes, Glomerellales, Glomerellaceae. The record is from RefSeq and is a predicted model, not a curated record.